AUGGUUCAUUUCACGGCUGAGGAAAAGGCUGCUAUCACAAGCACCUGGAAACUGGUGGACGUAGAAGAUGCCGGAGCAGAAGCCCUUGGAAGGCUCCUGGUCGUCUAUCCUUGGACCCAGAGAUUCUUCGAUAGCUUUGGAAACCUGUCCUCUUCCUCUGCCAUCAUGGGAAACCCCAAGGUGAAGGCCCAUGGCAAGAAGGUGUUGACUGCCUUUGGAGAUGCUAUAAAGAGUGUGGAUGAUCUCAAAAACACAUUUGCCCACCUGAGUGAGCUGCACUGUGACAGGCUGCAUGUGGAUCCCGAGAACUUCAAACUCCUAGGAAAUGUGCUAGUAAUUGUCUUGGCAAAGUAUUUUGGCAAGGAAUUCACUCCCCAGGUCCAGAGUGCCUGGCAGAAAUUGGUGGCUGGAGUGGCCACUGCCCUGGCCCACAAGUAUCACUGA
Messenger RNA from Lepus europaeus (European hare), 444 nucleotides. RefSeq names its product hemoglobin subunit gamma. Gene Ontology annotation, cellular component: blood microparticle; hemoglobin complex; haptoglobin-hemoglobin complex. Lineage: Eukaryota; Metazoa; Chordata; Mammalia; Lagomorpha; Leporidae. The transcript is spliced from 3 exons. The record is from RefSeq and is a predicted model, not a curated record. Bases 1 to 444 code for a protein of 147 amino acids. Gene Ontology annotation, molecular function: oxygen binding; hemoglobin alpha binding; organic acid binding. Gene Ontology annotation, biological process: hydrogen peroxide catabolic process; oxygen transport.